AUGUCCUUCUCAUUUUCAACUUAUCACCUUGUUGGUGCUGCAACGAUUGUGGCAUUUAUUACCACUAAGACUACAUCCUACUCUCUUUUUGAAAUAUUACCCUGGAUAUACCUUACUACUAUUCCGGCAUACGUUGCCAUAUACCAGUGUUUCAUUUAUCCAUUUUACAUUUCAGAGCUGCGACAUGUUCCGACGGUACCCUGCUACCCUCUUUGGGGACAAUUCUUCGAAAUCAUUACAACUGAAUGCGGAGUGCCUCAGAGAUCCUGGCACGAAAAACAUGGCCCUAUCAUUCGAUACUUCUUCCCAUUUGGGGCCGAGAGACUUUCUAUCGCAGACGACAAAGCCAUACACCAGAUGACGGUAAAGAAUCCGUACAACUAUCCUAAACCCGUCCGCGCGAAGUUGUGGAUGGUACGUAUAUUGGGGGAGGGUGUCUUGCUCGCAGAGGGCUCAGAACAUGUGCACCAACGCAAGGCUCUUACACCUGGUUUCUCCAUUCAGUCCAUUCGUGCACUCCAACCAAUAUUUUGGGAAAAGGCGCUGCUUCUCUCAAAACUUUGGCGAGAGGAGAUGGUGGAGUCGGGCGUUACGAGGAAGUGUAUCGAAGCUUUGGAAUGGCUAAAUCGCACAACUCUUGAUAUCAUUGGACAAGCAGGAUUCGGCACAGACAUCAACUCUCUUGAGAACCCAGAGGUUCCUAUCAGAGAGGCUUACCGCCUCGUAUUUGCAUUCGAUAUUGGUUCUCGCAUUCUUCAUGGCCUCCAGGCAUUUAUUCCUUCGACCAAGCAUAUUCCAGCCAAGAUGAAUCGGGACAUGGAGGCUGCACGUAACAUCAUUCUCGACAAGGCGACAGAGAUCAUCACCGAGAAAGAAGGCCAAGCAGCUGCACACUCCAAGCAUAAGGAUAUCAUUGCGCUUAUUUCAAAAGACAACCUGAAGAUGAAGGAAGCCGGUGAAAAGGGUCUUUCAUUCCAGACGAUGCGUGAUCAAGUUAUGACUUUCUUGGGUGCUGGGCACGACACAACAGCAACGGGAAUUGCCUGGACGCUCCAUCUUCUGUCAAAACGACUGGAUAUGCAAUCAAAGCUUCGUGAUGAAGUUCGUCAACACAUGCCCUUUCUCUUUGAUCCAAAAACUCGAUACGAUCCAACCGAACUUGCAAAGGCAGAUGCAGACAAGCUUCCAUAUUUGGACAAUGUGUGCCGUGAAUCUCUGCGGUACAUUCCUCCAAUUCCAAUGACUGUGCGACAAUCCAUCGCAGAUGAUAUGCUGGGCGACUACAAAGUCCCGGCUGGAACUGUCAUCUAUGUUCUUGCCAAUGCUAUCAAUCGUUUGCCAAUGUAUUGGGGUCCCACAGCCAACGAAUUUGACCCGGAUCGCUGGGAUCAUUUGCCAGAAACAUACACGACAAAUGCUUUCAUGACGUUCUUGCAGGGUCCCAGAGGUUGCGUUGGUCGCAAAUUCGCCGAGACUGAGAUGAAAAUCAUCAUGUGUUGCUUGUUGAGCACUUUUGUGUUCGCGCGUGACGAGUCAGUCGAGGACCCAGAGAGCCUCAAAAUGUGGAGACUAGUACUCCGGCCGAGAGACGGAGUCAGUCUGAGAGUGGGUAUGCUGGAAAAUGAAGAGAGUGAGCUGAAGAUGAAUGAAAAGUCCGAAAUAAAUUAG
Glarea lozoyensis ATCC 20868 is the source of this 1668-nucleotide messenger RNA. Its product is annotated as Cytochrome P450. The transcript has a single exon. Gene Ontology annotation, molecular function: iron ion binding; monooxygenase activity; oxidoreductase activity, acting on paired donors, with incorporation or reduction of molecular oxygen. The record is from RefSeq and is a predicted model, not a curated record. The coding region runs from base 1 to 1668 and encodes 555 amino acids. NCBI's taxonomy places the organism in Eukaryota, Fungi, Ascomycota, Leotiomycetes, Helotiales, Helotiaceae.